GAAAGACUGUGGACCCAGCACUGGCCCCUGUCACAGCAGGUGGGGAAGUGAGGGCAGGUGGGGCAAUUGAAACUGAAACACCCGUGGGAGCCAGAGGCCCAUGACGUCAGGAAACAAGUGGACCUCAGGCAAGUUCUGCAUAACCAGUUGUGUGCAAUGAAUGGUCAGGCCUCUCCUCUUGAUGUCCUGGAUAACAAUGGCACUGAGCAGGUCAUCAUUCCUAAAGUUAUGAAGCACAAGUUGAGAGCUGGCACCCCUUCUAGGCCCCAAGCAGAGGCUGCCCCACUCACCACAGCCAGAAGUAUUGCUGGGGUGUAUGUGGAGGCCUCGGGUCAGACCCAGAGCCUCUAUGCCGCCAUGAAGCAGGGCCUCCUGCCCACUGGGCUCGGGUUGGCUUUACUUGAGGCCCAGGCAGCCACUGGGGGCCUCAUGGACCUCACCCAGGGCCAAUUGCUCCCUGUGUCUGAGGCCCUAAAGCAGGGUCUGGUGGGGCUGGAGCUGAAGGAGAAGUUGCUGGCUGCUGAGCGAGCAGUUACUGGCUAUCCUGACCCCUAUGGGGGUGGAAAGCUGGCCCUCUUCCAGGCCAUCAGGAAGGAGGUUGUGGACAAGACCCUAGGGUGGAACUGGCUGGAGGCCCAGCUAGCCACUGGCGGCCUGGUGGAUCCAACCCAGGGUGUGCGAGUGGCCCCAGAGAUAGCCUGCCAGCAGGGCCUCUUGGACCAGGAGACCUGGCUUAGUCUGGUGGAAUCAGAGCCCAGUACGGAUGCUCCAAGUUUCCUCGACCCCAAUACGCUGGAGCGGCUGCCUUACCGCAUGCUGCUGGACAGAUGUGUGCAGGACCCCAGCUCAGGGCUGGCCCUGCUACCCUUGAAGACCACCUUCCGCACCCUGGGUGGGGCAGCCAGUGCAGCAGAGCUUCUGGAGGCAGGAGUUGUGGAUGAGGAAGCAGUCUGCGGCCUGCAGAAGGGCACACUGGUGGUGUCAGAUGUGAGCUCACGCCCUGAGGUACAGCGCUAUCUGGAGGGCACUGGAGGCUUGGCAGGGGUUGUCCUGUUGCCUGAAGGCCACAAGAAGAGCUUCUUCCAGGCCACAGUUGAACACUUACUCCCAAAGAGCACUGCACUGCAGCUCUUAGAGGCUCAGGCUGCCACGCGCACUCUGGUGAACCCAGCCACAGGCCAGCGGCUGUGGGUGGAAGAGGCAGUCAGGGCAGGCCUGGUUGGCCCAGAACUCUACGAGCAACUCCUGGUUGCGGAGCAGGCAGUGACAGGGUAUCAUGACCCCUUCAGCAGCUCCCGCAUCCCCCUCUUCCAGGCCAUGAAGAAGGAGCUUGUAGACCGACCACUGGCUCUGCGCCUCCUGGAUGCCCAGAUGGCCACCGGCGGGCUUAUUUGCCCAGACCGCAGAUUCCGGUUGCCUUUGGAGGCCGCCCUGCGCUUUGGCUGCCUGGAUGAAGAGACUCAGCAAUAUCUAUCUCAGGCAACAGGCUUCUCAGACCCUAUCACACAUCAUGGCCUGCACUAUGAGAAGUUACUGGGUUGUUCUGUCACUGACCCAGAGACAGGGCUUGCCUUCCUGCCUCUCCCUGGGGAGCCCCAUGCGGAAGAGCCCCAGGGACCCACAUUUAUUGAUCAUUGCACUCGGCAGGCCCUGAGCGAGGCCACAACCUCCAUCUCCUUGGGGAGGUUCCAGGGCCGACCUGUAUCCCUCUGGGAACUGCUCUUCUCUGAGAUGGUGCCCGUGAAGCAGAGGGUAGUGCUGGUCCAACAGCACCAGAGAGGGGUCCUGUCAGUGGAGGAGCUGGCAGCUGAGUUAAAAGCCACUGUUGAGCAGGCUGCAGCCACUGCCAAAGUUACCUUUGCUGGGCUGAGGGACACUGUAACACCAGGAGAACUGUUAAAGGCUGAGAUUAUCAACAAGGAGCUAUUUGAGCAGUUGGAACGUGGACAGACCUCAGCCGAGGAUGUGGGCAGCCUGGACUCAGUGCAGAGGUACCUGCAGGGCACGGGCUGCAUCGCAGGCCUCUUGCUGCCUGACUCCCAGGAGCACCUCAGUAUCUAUGAGGCUCGAAGCAAGGGGCUCCUCAGACCUGGUACCGCUCUGAUCCUACUGGAGGCUCAGGCUGCCACAGGCUUCAUCAUCAACCCAAAAGAGAACAAGAGAUACUCUGUGGAGGAGGCGCUCAGGGCUGGCGUCAUCGGGCCUGAUGUGUAUGCAAAACUGCUGUCUGCAGAGCGUGCCGUCACCGGCUAUAAGGACCCCUACUCUGGGGAACAGAUCUCACUCUUCCAGGCCAUGCAGAGGGAUCUCAUUGUCAGAGACCAUGGCAUUCGCCUACUAGAGGCCCAGAUCGCAACAGGGGGCAUCAUUGACCCCGUACACAGCCACCGUGUGCCUGUGGAUGUGGCAUACCAGCGUGGCUACUUUGACCAGAUGCUGAAUGCAAUCCUGUUGGACCCCUCUGAUGACACCAAGGGCUUCUUUGACCCCAACACACAUGAGAACCUCACCUAUAUGCAGCUGCUGGAGCGCUGUGUCUGUGACCCUCAGACAGGCCUGUAUCUCCUGCCACUCAAUAAUUCAUGGCCCCAGCUGGUGGAUGGCACCACUCGGCAGACCUUCCAGAAUCUACUGCUUUCUGUGCAAUAUGGGCGGUUCCAGGGGCAGAGGGUCUCCGCAUGGGAGCUGAUCAACUCAGAAUACUUCAGCGAGACCUGGAGGAGGCAGCUACUGCAGCGUUACCGACAGCGCAAGGUCACGUUGGAGUGGGUCACUCAGCUGCUGGAAAAAGAGACGAAGAAGUGGGCAGGCAUCACACUACCUGCACUGCAGGGCCAGGUCACUGCCUACCAGCUCCUAGAGGCCCACAUCAUCAACCAGGAACUCCUAGACCAGCUGUUGGCAGGGACAAUCAGCCCUGAUGCCCUCCUUCGCAUGGAUGGUGUACGCAGGUACCUGCAGGGCUCGGGCUCUGUGGGUGGUGUGCUACUACAGCCCUCCAACCAGCGGCUCAGUCUCUACCAGGCCAUGAAGCAGAAGCUACUGGCACCUGGCGUGGCCCUGGCCCUGCUGGAGGCCCAGGCAGCUACUGGAGCCAUCAAAGACCCCUGCAGUCUGGAGACUCUGUCAGUAGACGAGGCUGUGUGCAGGGGAGUGGUUGGACCAGAGGUAUAUGGCAGGCUGAAGCGGGCAGAGCGUGCUGUCACUGGCUUCAGAGACCCCUUUUCUGGAAAGAAGGUAUCCCUAUUCAGGGCCAUGAAGAAGGGCCUCAUCCCUGUGGAGCAGGCCACCCGCCUGUUGGAAGCUCAAGUGUCCACAGGAGGGGUCAUUGAUCCCACAGGUCGCCUCCACCUUCCCAUGCCUGUGGCAGUCCAGCGAGGUUGUAUUGACCAAGAGAUGGAGGUGGCCUUGUCCAGCUCUCCUGAAACCUUUCCCACACCUGAUGGCCGGGGACACAUCAGCUAUGCUCAGCUCCUGGAGCGGUGUCCCCAGGACGAAGCCUCUGGGCUUCACCUACUGCCCCUGACAGAAGAUACUCCUGCUGUCCUCACUGACGCACAGAUCCAGGAUAUACUGCAAGCAUCGCCAGGCACCGAGGAUGGUGUGUCCCUCUGGGACUCGCUCACCUCGUGCCACUUUACUGAGGAGCAGCGCAGGGGCUUCCUGGAAGACCUGCGGAUGGGGAAGACCUCUGUGCCACAACUUCAGGACACCGUGUGCAGCUGGGUGCACAAAGCAAAGCUCUUGGCCCGGGCCCGCAUCUCUGUGCCAGGCCCACGGGGUGAGGUCCCUGCCAUUUGGCUACGAGAUGCUGGCAUCAUCACCCAAGAGACACUGGAAGCACUGCUACAGGGUGUAAAAUCACCUGCUGAGGUAGCUGAGCAGCCCACUGUAAAGGCCUGCUUCUGGGGCACAGGCUGUGUGGCCGGUGUGCUGCUGCAACCCUCAGGGACCAAGCUGAGCAUUGCCCAGGCCAUAAAAGAUGGCCUCCUGCCCAUGGGCAUGGGUCAGCAGCUGCUGGACGCCCAGGUGGCAUCCGGCUCCCUUGUUAACCCACUGACCAAUCAGAAACUAUCAGUGGAAGGUGCAGUGAAGGCCGGCCUGGUGGGCAGAGAGCUGAGUGAGCAGCUCAGACAGGUAGAAAGGGCUGUGACAGGGUACUCAGAUCCCUACUCAGGGGGCUCCCUCUCUCUGUGGCAGGCCAUGGAGAAGGGGCUUGUACCCCAAAGUGAGGGUUUCCCUCUCCUGCAAGUACAGCUGGCCACGGGGGGUAUUGUAGACCCUGUCCAUGGGGUGCACCUGCCCCAGACAGUGGCCUGCAAGCUUGGCCUCCUAGAUGAGCAGACGAACCAGGCACUGACUGCCACUAAGGAAGAAAACAAGUUCUUCUUUGACCCCAAUUCCCAUGAUAAGGUGACAUACCAGCAGCUUAGGAAGCUCUGCGUGCUGGAUGCUGACACUGGCCUGUUGCUGCUGCCACUGGCCCAGGAUACCAUGCUUGAGGUGGACGACCACACUGCAGUGGCACUGAGGGCCAUGAAGGUGCCCAUCAGCAUGGGUAGGUUCCAAGGACACAGUGUGUCACUCUGGGACUUGCUACAUUCUGAGUAUGUUGGUGCUGAAAAACGGCAGGAGCUGGUGGCACUCUGUUGCUCUGGACGAGCUGCAGCCCUGCGGCAAGUGGUCAGUAUGGUCACCACCCUGGUGGAAGCUGCAGAGAAGCAGCCUUCACAGGCCACCUUCAAAGGGCUCCGGAAGCAGGUAUCGGCCAGGGAUUUGUUUAGGUCCCAGCUGAUCAACAAGCAGACACUGGAUGAGCUAAAUCAGGGAAAGAAGACAGUGCAGGAGGUGACAGAGAUGGACAGUGUGAGGCGGUCCCUGGAAGGAGGCAAUUUCAUUGCUGGGGUCCUCAUUCAGGGUACCAAGGAGAAGAUGAGCAUCCCAGAGGCCUUGAGGAGGCACAUUCUCAGGCCAGGCACAGCUCUGGUGCUGCUGGAGGCACAGGCAGCCACCGGCUUCAUCAUUGACCCUGUGGAAAACCGGAAGCUGACCGUGGAACAGGCAUUCCAGACAGGGAUGUUCAGCAAGGAAACCUAUGUGAAGCUGUUGUCAGCUGAGCGUGCUGUCACUGGCUAUACAGACCCCUACACUGGGGAGCAGAUCUCCCUCUUCCAGGCCAUGAAGAAGGGCCUCAUAGUCAGGGACCACGGCAUCCGCCUGCUGGAGGCCCAGAUCGCUACGGGCGGCAUCAUAGACCCUGUGCACAGCCACCGUGUGCCGGUGGAUGUGGCCUACCAGCGUGGCUACUUCGAUGAGGAGAUGAACCGCAUCUUGGCUGACCCAAGUGAUGACACCAAGGGCUUCUUCGAUCCCAACACGCAUGAGAACCUCACCUACCUGCAGCUGCUGGAGCGCUGCGUGGAGGACCCGGAGACGGGCUUGUACAUGUUAGAAAUUGUCAAAAAAGGAGACACGUACACAUUCAUUGAUGAAGCCAUGAGGCAAGCUCUGCGAUCCAGAACUGUGAAGAUGGAUGUGGGGAGCUUUGCCGGCCAGACAGUGUCUUUGUGGGACCUGCUGUCUUCUCAGUACUUUACAGAGGGAAGGAAGAGAGAGCUCGUGAGAGAGUACAGAACCCAGAACAUGGACCUGGAGAAGCUGCUGGAGAUUGCCACAACCACUGUGGAAGAAACAGAGAAGCAAAACCAAGCCAUCAAGGUGCCAGCCAUCCAUGGAGACGUGACAGCUUCAGAACUGUUCAACUCUGGGAUCCUUGAUAAAAAGACUCUGGACUCGCUUCACACUGGGACGAAGAGGUGCCAAGACCUCUGCCAGCUGGAGCGUGUGAGCGUCUACCUGGAAGGCACAGGCUGCAUUGCUGGAGUGACCGCACCCCUCACCCAGGAGGUCAUGAGCUUCAACGAGGCCAGUAGGGAAGAGAUCAUCCCUGCAGGAUUUGCCGCUCAGCUGCUGGAAGCACAGGCAGCCACUGGAUUCCUAAUGGACCCCCAUACCCACCGGAAGCUGUGUGUGGACGAGGCCCUAGCAACUGGCCUGGUGAGUGGAGACCUGCGGGAAAGACUAGAGAACGCAGAAAAGGCAGCGAAGGGCUACGAAGACCCAGCCACAGGGGGGACUAUCCCACUGUUCCAGGCCAUGGAGAAGAAGAUGGUUAAGAGGGAGGAGGCACUGAGGUUGCUGGAAGUGCAGGUGGCCACAGGGGGAGUCAUUGACCCACUACACCACCAUCGUGUCCCUCUGGAAACAGCCUGCAGGCGUGGCUGUCUGCAUGAAGACAUUGUGCCACUCAUUGCUGACCAGAAGCACAUGAGGAAAAGGUUUGUGGAUCCCAACACACAGGAGAAGGUCACAUAUCAGGAGUUGCAGGAGAGGUGCCAGAGGGAGGGGCAGUCAGGCUGGGCUCUGUUCCCAGUGGUCAAGGACGACGAGGACUCUGAGUAUGUUGAUGAGGCCACCAGAAGGGCCCUGGAGGCAGAACAGGUGGAAGUGACUGUAGGGCAGUACAAAGGCCAAAGGCGAUCUGUGUGGGAGCUGCUGAACUCAGAGUACAUGACAGAGGAGAAGAAACUUGAAUUGGUGAGGAUAUAUAAACGUGACACAGCUCAGGCACUGCAGAAAGUCAUAAAAGUUAUUCUACAGAUGAUUUCAGAAAAGGAGGCGGGCAGAAAGCAACUCUGGUUCCAAGGAAUUCGAAACCAGGUCACAGCACAGGAACUUCUUAGAUCAACCGUCAUCUCAAGACAGACUCUGCAGGACCUGGAGGAGGGCAGGACCACAGUAGAACAAAUUGAAAGAAAUGAAGAAGUGAAGCGUUUCCUGGAGGGCACCAGCUGCAUUGCGGGCGUCCUGGUGCCGGUUCAGGGAGAGCCGGGCCGGCAGGAGAAGAUGAGCAUCUACCAGGCCAUGUGGAAGGGUGUGCUGCGGCCGGGCACAGCGUUGGUGCUGCUGGAGGCCCAGGCAGCCACUGGCUUCGUCAUCGACCCGGUGCACAAUCGCAGACUCUCCGUGGAGGAGGCCGUGGCCGCCGGCAUAGUGGGUGGAGAGAUCCAAGAGAAGCUGCUGUCCGCCGAGCGAGCCGUCACCGGCUACAGGGACCCCUACUCUGGGGAGCAGAUCUCCCUCUUCCAGGCCAUGCAGAGGGACCUCAUCGUCAGGGACCACGGCAUCCGCCUGCUGGAGGCCCAGAUCGCGACAGGUGGGGUCAUCGACCCGGUGCACAGCCACCGCGUGCCCGUGGACGUGGCCUACCAGCGCGGCUACUUCGAUGAGGAGAUGAAUCAGGUGCUGUCCGACCCAGGGGAUGACACCAAGGGCUUCUUUGACCCCAACACCCACGAGAACCUCACUUACCUGCAGCUGCUGCGCCGCUGUGUGCGUGACCCAGAGACCGGACUCUACAUGCUGCAGCUGGCGGGCAAGGGCUCCACUGUGCACCACCUGAGCGAGGAGCUGCGCCGGGCCCUUCGUGAGGCCCGUGUGACCCCGGGCUCCGGUGACUUCCAGGGCCAGAGCAUCUCUGUCUGGGAGCUCCUCUUCUACCGAGAGGUGCCGGAGGGUGUGCGCCAGGACCUGCUGCGCCGGUACCAGGCAGGAGGGCUGACGGUGCAGGACGUGAGCUCCACCCUCAUCUCUCUGCUGGCCCGGGCUGAGGAUGGAGGCCCAAGCGUGGAUCCCCGGGGCGCCCUGCGUAAGGCCACCAUGGAAGUCAAGGUCGGCCCUCUCCAGGGCCACGCGGUGCCGGUGUGGGACGUUCUGACUUCCAGCUACGUGAGGGGAGACACCCGGGAGGAGCUGCUGGCCCAGUUCGGCUCUGGGACGCUGACCCUGCCCAAGCUGACCCGCGAGCUUACUACCAUCAUCGAGGAAGCCGAGGAGACCCAGGGCCCCAAGCGCAAGGUGACCAGCAGUACCUCGCUUAGCCAGCAGGAGACCGGAGCCGGAGACUCGGGAGCCUCUACCCGCUUGGCCAAGGACGCCGACGCACCGGAGGCUGCCAGACAGCAGCAGGAGCACGCUCUGCGCGAAGGUACCAUGCAGGUGAGCUCUGGGCAGUUCCGGGGCCAGCCUGUUUCGGUGUGGACGGUCCUCUUCUCUUCGUACCUCAGUGAGGCCCGCCGAGAGGAGCUCCUUGCCCAGCACUUGGCCGGCACCCUGGGGCUGCAGGACCUUGUCACCAUCCUCACCCAAGUCAUCGAGGAAACGGAGGAGCGGCUCAGCAAAGUGUCUUUCCCCGGCCUUAGGCACCAGGUGUCUGCGUCCGAGCUGCGCACAUCUGGGAUCUUGGACCCCGAGACCCUGCGGGAACUGGCGCAGGGAACGAAGACCCUGCAGGAGGUGACAGAGAUGGACUCCGUCAAGCGUUACCUGGAGGGCACCAGCUGCAUUGCGGGCGUCCUGGUGCCGGUUCAGGGAGAGCCGGGCCGGCAGGAGAAGAUGAGCAUCUACCAGGCCAUGUGGAAGGGUGUGCUGCGGCCGGGCACAGCGUUGGUGCUGCUGGAGGCCCAGGCAGCCACUGGCUUCGUCAUCGACCCGGUGCACAAUCGCAGACUCUCCGUGGAGGAGGCCGUGGCCGCCGGCAUAGUGGGUGGAGAGAUCCAAGAGAAGCUGCUGUCCGCCGAGCGAGCCGUCACCGGCUACAGGGACCCCUACUCUGGGGAGCAGAUCUCCCUCUUCCAGGCCAUGCAGAGGGACCUCAUCGUCAGGGACCACGGCAUCCGCCUGCUGGAGGCCCAGAUCGCGACAGGUGGGGUCAUCGACCCGGUGCACAGCCACCGCGUGCCCGUGGACGUGGCCUACCAGCGCGGCUACUUCGAUGAGGAGAUGAAUCAGGUGCUGUCCGACCCAGGGGAUGACACCAAGGGCUUCUUUGACCCCAACACCCACGAGAACCUCACUUACCUGCAGCUGCUGCGCCGCUGUGUGCGUGACCCAGAGACCGGACUCUACAUGCUGCAGCUGGCGGGCAAGGGCUCCACUGUGCACCACCUGAGCGAGGAGCUGCGCCGGGCCCUUCGUGAGGCCCGUGUGACCCCGGGCUCCGGUGACUUCCAGGGCCAGAGCAUCUCUGUCUGGGAGCUCCUCUUCUACCGAGAGGUGCCGGAGGGUGUGCGCCAGGACCUGCUGCGCCGGUACCAGGCAGGAGGGCUGACGGUGCAGGACGUGAGCUCCACCCUCAUCUCUCUGCUGGCCCGGGCUGAGGAUGGAGGCCCAAGCGUGGAUCCCCGGGGCGCCCUGCGUAAGGCCACCAUGGAAGUCAAGGUCGGCCCUCUCCAGGGCCACGCGGUGCCGGUGUGGGACGUUCUGACUUCCAGCUACGUGAGGGGAGACACCCGGGAGGAGCUGCUGGCCCAGUUCGGCUCUGGGACGCUGACCCUGCCCAAGCUGACCCGCGAGCUUACUACCAUCAUCGAGGAAGCCGAGGAGACCCAGGGCCCCAAGCGCAAGGUGACCAGCAGUACCUCGCUUAGCCAGCAGGAGACCGGAGCCGGAGACUCGGGAGCCUCUACCCGCUUGGCCAAGGACGCCGACGCACCGGAGGCUGCCAGACAGCAGCAGGAGCACGCUCUGCGCGAAGGUACCAUGCAGGUGAGCUCUGGGCAGUUCCGGGGCCAGCCUGUUUCGGUGUGGACGGUCCUCUUCUCUUCGUACCUCAGUGAGGCCCGCCGAGAGGAGCUCCUUGCCCAGCACUUGGCCGGCACCCUGGGGCUGCAGGACCUUGUCACCAUCCUCACCCAAGUCAUCGAGGAAACGGAGGAGCGGCUCAGCAAAGUGUCUUUCCCCGGCCUUAGGCACCAGGUGUCUGCGUCCGAGCUGCGCACAUCUGGGAUCUUGGACCCCGAGACCCUGCGGGAACUGGCGCAGGGAACGAAGACCCUGCAGGAGGUGACAGAGAUGGACUCCGUCAAGCGUUACCUGGAGGGCACCAGCUGCAUUGCGGGCGUCCUGGUGCCGGUUCAGGGAGAGCCGGGCCGGCAGGAGAAGAUGAGCAUCUACCAGGCCAUGUGGAAGGGUGUGCUGCGGCCGGGCACAGCGUUGGUGCUGCUGGAGGCCCAGGCAGCCACUGGCUUCGUCAUCGACCCGGUGCACAAUCGCAGACUCUCCGUGGAGGAGGCCGUGGCCGCCGGCAUAGUGGGUGGAGAGAUCCAAGAGAAGCUGCUGUCCGCCGAGCGAGCCGUCACCGGCUACAGGGACCCCUACUCUGGGGAGCAGAUCUCCCUCUUCCAGGCCAUGCAGAGGGACCUCAUCGUCAGGGACCACGGCAUCCGCCUGCUGGAGGCCCAGAUCGCGACAGGUGGGGUCAUCGACCCGGUGCACAGCCACCGCGUGCCCGUGGACGUGGCCUACCAGCGCGGCUACUUCGAUGAGGAGAUGAAUCAGGUGCUGUCCGACCCAGGGGAUGACACCAAGGGCUUCUUUGACCCCAACACCCACGAGAACCUCACUUACCUGCAGCUGCUGCGCCGCUGUGUGCGUGACCCAGAGACCGGACUCUACAUGCUGCAGCUGGCGGGCAAGGGCUCCACUGUGCACCACCUGAGCGAGGAGCUGCGCCGGGCCCUUCGUGAGGCCCGUGUGACCCCGGGCUCCGGUGACUUCCAGGGCCAGAGCAUCUCUGUCUGGGAGCUCCUCUUCUACCGAGAGGUGCCGGAGGGUGUGCGCCAGGACCUGCUGCGCCGGUACCAGGCAGGAGGGCUGACGGUGCAGGACGUGAGCUCCACCCUCAUCUCUCUGCUGGCCCGGGCUGAGGAUGGAGGCCCAAGCGUGGAUCCCCGGGGCGCCCUGCGUAAGGCCACCAUGGAAGUCAAGGUCGGCCCUCUCCAGGGCCACGCGGUGCCGGUGUGGGACGUUCUGACUUCCAGCUACGUGAGGGGAGACACCCGGGAGGAGCUGCUGGCCCAGUUCGGCUCUGGGACGCUGACCCUGCCCAAGCUGACCCGCGAGCUUACUACCAUCAUCGAGGAAGCCGAGGAGACCCAGGGCCCCAAGCGCAAGGUGACCAGCAGUACCUCGCUUAGCCAGCAGGAGACCGGAGCCGGAGACUCGGGAGCCUCUACCCGCUUGGCCAAGGACGCCGACGCACCGGAGGCUGCCAGACAGCAGCAGGAGCACGCUCUGCGCGAAGGUACCAUGCAGGUGAGCUCUGGGCAGUUCCGGGGCCAGCCUGUUUCGGUGUGGACGGUCCUCUUCUCUUCGUACCUCAGUGAGGCCCGCCGAGAGGAGCUCCUUGCCCAGCACUUGGCCGGCACCCUGGGGCUGCAGGACCUUGUCACCAUCCUCACCCAAGUCAUCGAGGAAACGGAGGAGCGGCUCAGCAAAGUGUCUUUCCCCGGCCUUAGGCACCAGGUGUCUGCGUCCGAGCUGCGCACAUCUGGGAUCUUGGACCCCGAGACCCUGCGGGAACUGGCGCAGGGAACGAAGACCCUGCAGGAGGUGACAGAGAUGGACUCCGUCAAGCGUUACCUGGAGGGCACCAGCUGCAUUGCGGGCGUCCUGGUGCCGGUUCAGGGAGAGCCGGGCCGGCAGGAGAAGAUGAGCAUCUACCAGGCCAUGUGGAAGGGUGUGCUGCGGCCGGGCACAGCGUUGGUGCUGCUGGAGGCCCAGGCAGCCACUGGCUUCGUCAUCGACCCGGUGCACAAUCGCAGACUCUCCGUGGAGGAGGCCGUGGCCGCCGGCAUAGUGGGUGGAGAGAUCCAAGAGAAGCUGCUGUCCGCCGAGCGAGCCGUCACCGGCUACAGGGACCCCUACUCUGGGGAGCAGAUCUCCCUCUUCCAGGCCAUGCAGAGGGACCUCAUCGUCAGGGACCACGGCAUCCGCCUGCUGGAGGCCCAGAUCGCGACAGGUGGGGUCAUCGACCCGGUGCACAGCCACCGCGUGCCCGUGGACGUGGCCUACCAGCGCGGCUACUUCGAUGAGGAGAUGAAUCAGGUGCUGUCCGACCCAGGGGAUGACACCAAGGGCUUCUUUGACCCCAACACCCACGAGAACCUCACUUACCUGCAGCUGCUAGAGCGAGCUACUGUGGACCCUGAAACCGGGCUGUUGUUUCUCUCUGUCUCUAAGGGCUCAAUGUGACUCUGUCACCUUCUCCAGCUCUCUGGAAGAUUGGCCCGGUCAUCUCAGUUUCAUUUUCCUCCUGCUUCAGUAUUUAUCCCGUUUUCCACAUUAUUAAAAUUGAACAUUUAGUUCAUUCUCUGCCUUUCAACACUCCUGGUCCGCUUGCGUCCACUUUUUUCCCAUGUAUCCUUUCCCAUUUUGUGUUUUGUCUUUUCCCUUCUCCUGGUGAUAUUCUUUUCACAUUUAUGGGAGGGGUAUUUUUAAGAAAAGGGUCUUUCUGACAAGCUGUCACACUGUGUCCCAACAGCCUUGGACUUCACUCAUUGUGUAGCCCAGGCUGCUCUGGAACUUACGUGAUCAUCCUGCCUUGGCGUACCCAUUACUGGCAUUGCAGGUGUGCCCAUUCUGCCUGGUGGUGGCUUUCAGCAUGGUAAUUUUAUGGAACGUUCUUACAUGAUUACAUGACGUCUUGGUUUCUCCUCUGUAUUUGCAAUUUUUUUCUCCUUCCUUCACAUCUCACUGAAGUAUCUUAGCACUUACAGGUUUUUGGGUUUGUUGUUUGUUUGUUUGUUUGAGGUUUAUACGUUUCUUUUGAUACUAAAUACCUUCCUGCUUCUGUUUGGACUCAUCUCCCACUAACUAUAGUCCUCAGUUUAGUGGCAGCAUUUGGGCUUCUGUCCCCAGCUUUAGUGGUCCUCUCGCUGCUGUGCUGAAGCUGACUACCAGCUGGAUUUCAGUCUUGUGGAGACUGGCUAACCUCUGUCCUCAUAGGUGCCAACCAUUAAGUGUUUAUGACUACAAUCCUUGAAUCUUGAAUGUUUGGGGGUUUUGUUUUACAAAGAAAAUGUUUUAUUUUGUCUCGGGGUUCAGACGAUACAAGGCCAACAUCUUCCUCUGGCCACAGCUUUCUUCCUGGCAGAGUCCCAAGGUAGCGAAGGGCAUUUCCGGGAAAGAGACAAGGAGUAAGAACUUAGAAAAAAAGCUGGACGCCACAGACAUAGUGGUGCACUUCUUUAGUCCCAGCACUCAGGAGGCAGAGGCAGAUGGUUGUCUGUGAGAUCAAGACCAGACAUGUCUACAUAGU
Nannospalax galili (Upper Galilee mountains blind mole rat) is the source of this 13159-nucleotide messenger RNA. RefSeq names its product epiplakin 1 (gene Eppk1). Lineage: Eukaryota; Metazoa; Chordata; Mammalia; Rodentia; Spalacidae. The transcript has 2 exons. Gene Ontology annotation, biological process: wound healing; intermediate filament bundle assembly. The record is from RefSeq and is a predicted model, not a curated record. Gene Ontology annotation, molecular function: keratin filament binding; structural molecule activity. Bases 157 to 12093 code for a protein of 3978 amino acids. Gene Ontology annotation, cellular component: cytoplasm; cell junction; keratin filament.